GUGCCUUUUUGUGUCAGAGUUUGUUUAACAGAGCUCACGCAAGCUUCGUUUGACUGCACCGGAUUGGCCCGUUGUUCCUUUAUUCGGACCAUUUGUCGGCAUUUCCAUGUAUGAUAUCAGCUAGCACUUCAGUCAUUGCUCGUGGCACUGUGGGCCUCAGCCAGAGACUAAAAUGUUACAGUUCGCGCACGGCAGCGCAGUUGGCUUACGCAGAAGCUACAAUGCUCCAGCAUCAGCACACAUAGGGCUCGAGCUUUGGCCAUGCGGCAUACGGCUGACCCAGCCUCGCGCCGCUCGGACCGCCGGGCGCCUCGGCCCCUCGGCGACCGCCGGCCGUGUGGCCCGCGGCCUGGCGUGCAGCUCCGCAACCAGCGGCCCGGCGGCGGCAGUGCUCAGCGGCGGCGGCCCCCGCCUUGCCGCCACCGCACCUGCUGCCACAGGGGCUGGCGGCGGUCUGCGGCAGCUACUGCCGCUAGCCGCCUGGGCCCGUCAAGCCGCACCAGCGCCCGCCACUGCCGCACCUGCAGCAGCCGGGGCGCGCAGCUGUCUCCUGCAGCCGGGGCGGCGCGCGCAGCAGCAGGUGCUGGCGGCUGCAGGGAGGUACGGCAGUGGCGGCACCAGUCACAGGAGCAGUGGCAGGAGCAGUGACAACAGCAGCAGCGGACAUGGCGGCAUCAGCGGCAGCCGCAGUAGCAGUGACGGUGGCGGAAGGGCGGGCAGGGGCAGGGCAGACGGAGGCCAUUGGGCCGGCGGCAGCGGGCGUGGCAGUGGAAGGACGGGCGGUGGUGGUGGCAGGAGUGGUGGUGGCGGUAGGCCGCGUGACCCCGAAGACGUGAUGAUCGGGUAUGCGACUCUGGAGGAGCUGCAAGGAGUCAUUGAUCAGCGGCUGGCGGUGUGGUGCGAGCGGCAAGACGUGAGCACCAUGUCAGCUGCCUUCGGCCGUUGUGGCAAGCUAGAGUCAGCACGCGCCGGCGGGCCCACCGCCACAGCCGCGGCCCGUGCCAACAUCAUUGCGGCCCUUGCGCCUGCUCUCCUUCCGCUCGUCCCACGCAUCCGGCAGCCGGCCGGCUGCAGCCUUCCGCUGUUGGCUCUGGCGAAGGCCGGGGCUGCCAGCGACGGGCGUGUGGAGUCACAGCUGGCGCCGGCACUGCUGCAGCGGCUGGUGGAUCCGGUGUUGCUGGAUAGUGCCACUCCCCAGGCCCUGGCGAACUCACUGUAUGCCCUGGGCAAGCUGCGGGAGGAUCAGCAGCGGCGGGGCUUGGGCUGGGAUCCCACCUCAUCGCCGCAUCUGAAAGCGCUGGCGAGCGCUGUGGCCUCGCGGCUGCGUGCGGCGAGGGGGCACGGCUUCACCGCCCAGGGUGUUUCUAACAGCCUGUGGGCGUGCGCCAAGCUGGGGUACCGCGACUCAGCACUCCUGCUGCCGCUGGCGGAGGCGGCCGCAGCCCUUGCCCCGGACAUGAAUGCGCAAGACCUGGCCAACAGCCUGUGGGCGCUGGAGGCUUUGGGCUGCACCAGACCGGAGUUUCGGGCAGUGCUUAAGGCGCUGUGCGGUGCGGCGCUGCGGCAGCUGCGAACCCCGAAGGAAGCUGCAGCGUUCAUUCCGAGACACCUGUCCAACAUCUUGCUGGCGCUGGAGGGGCUGCAGCUGCGAGGCAAGCAGUCCGAGCUGCUGGCGUCGGCUGUGGCUGCAGAGGGUGUGCGGCGGGGCUUUGCAGGCUUUAACCCGCAAGACCUCAGCAACUCGGCGUGGGCCCUGGCCAAGAUGGGGUAUGGGGCUGGUGCAACGCCGCAAGCCAUGGAGCAGAGCCAUUGGUAUGCGGCCGCGGUGGCAGCAGCUCAGCGGCCCGGGGUCAUGGCCGGCGCCAAGCCGCAGGAUUGGGCCAACCUGCUGUACGCGCUUGCGUUGGUGCGCCACCAGCCACCGCCCACGCUGCUUGACGCAGGCGCCGCGGCGGCGAUGCAGGGAGGCAAUGCACAGGAAUGUUCAAACACGCUGUGGGCGCUGGCGUUGCUGCAGCUGCGGCAUGCCGGCUUGGAGGCGGCGGUGUGCGGCCGGCUGGGUGAGCUGCUGCGGCAAGGCCCGGAGUCGCUUAUUGCACAGGAGCUUUGCAACAGCCUGUGGGCGCUGGCAGUGCUGGCAGGCGGCGGUGGCCCUGCUAGCCCGGCUGCCGCUGCGAUGGCCCCGGCGCUUGCCCGCGAAGCCGCGCGGCGCCGUGAGGGGUUUCAGACCGAGGGGCUACUGCAGCUCUGGCAAGCGCAACAUGAGCUGGGCGGCGAGGUGGCGGAGGCUCUUGCCCGCAGCCCCGACCUGCUAGCCGCGAUUGAGGCGGCGGUAGCUGCCGUACAGGCGACGGGGUCGACCACCAGCAGUCUGCAGGAGCAGGUGGCAGAGGCGCUUCAGCGACUGCUGCAGAAGGGUCGCCUGCCCAUCGUUUCGGUGCGGACGGAGGUGGUGGUGGAGGGCGUGCUGGGGCGUGUGGAUAUUGUGGCGGACUGGAGCGAUGGGCGCAGAGUGGCAAUCGAGGUGGACGGGCCAGACCACUUCCUCACCAACCGGAAGGACGACCCGUCCGCGGUAAACGGAUCCACGGCCCUACGUAACCGGCAGCUGCAGCGGGCGCUAGGCGAGGGAGGCCUGGUGUGUGUGCCGUUCUGGGAGUGGUACGGUCUGAGGACGCCUUCCGCUCAGGAGGCCUACCUGCUGCAGCGGCUGCAGGAUCUGCUAUCGGGCGCUUCGUCAGGAGCAGCAGGAGGGGGAGGCAGCGCCGCCGCCCCUCGCCACCAGCAGCAGCGGACGACUCGGCUGCAGCCGGACAUUGCCGGCAGCAGCACCACCAGCACCACCAGCACCGCUAACAGCAGCCAGAAGAGGCGCGUCCUCGUUGUCCGCAGAAAGGCGCUGAAGCAGGAGGCGGCCGGCGGCGGUGGGGCGGGAGGGGCCUCGAAUGCAACAGCAGCUGCAGCGACGGUAGCGGUUGCGGGGGCUGAGUCAGUGGCCCCUGCCUGGCAGCAACCAGUGGAAAAGGCGCAGCGGCUUCCCAGCAGUGGCGCUGGUGGCGGUGCUGGCGAGGGCGGGGAAGACGGAGCUUCUCUGGCGCCGCAGCCUCCACCACCGCAGCAGCAGCACGUGUCAGCGCCCCGGGCGCGCCGCAGCAGCAGCCAAACCCAAAGCCGUAGCCGCAGUAGCUAGGCGGGCUGGCCAGCUCCUGCUCCUGCUCCUCCUUCGGUUAAGGCCCCGCCGCCGGAGCAGAUGCAGGCGGCAGCGCCACCCAGGCGGGCCGCGGGUGGGAAGCGGACUGAGCGGAAAGCGGCGGCGGCUCCGGCAGCAGGCGGCGGUGGUGGCGGCGGCGGCGGCGGCGGCAGUGACUCUGGGGCGGUGGUGGUGCCAGCCGCGGUCUGUGAGAAGCGAUUGUCGGUGGUGGCCGGGGAGGCGGACUCGUUGGCAGCAGCUGUAGAAUGUGGUGGUGGGCAUGGCAGCGGCGGGGGCCUGCCCGCGGGCAGCAGGCGGGGACCGGCAGGCGCGCGGCACAGAAGCCUUGCAGCAGCGAGUGACCGAAAGGGGGCGGAGCAGUGACCUGGGUUAGUGGUUGCAACACAAACAUGCACACGUCUUGUGAUUUGCGUUCCGUUACUCCUUGUGCCCGGGCCAAGCAUACGUGUGUGUAUAUGGAGCACUGAGAGCAACAUGCUAGGGCGCGCCACGACGGGCUUUGGGCUUUUGUGUGGCGUGUGUUUGGUGCGAUGCCCAGUUCGGUAGGCAUCUGUGGUGACCGUCAGGCAGGCACCAAGUUUGUGGCAUGCUGUAUGUGUUGUGUUUGGUAUGUAGGUGCGCAGGCCGGAGGGCCACGGGUCAGCGGUGGCAGUGGCCGUGGCCCGGGGCGUGUGUGUGUCACUGUGUUGGUGGCGGCUGACGUGGCGAGCAGGCGUGACGGUGGGGGACAGGUUAAGGAAGGGGCGGAGGCAGAGGUGGAAUUUGGGGGUUGCAGCGCGUGUAGCAGGCCAUGGCUGGGCCCGGUUGGCUGGCAAUACGAGGUGCAGCAUGUCUGUGGUGGGGUUCACGCCCAUCGGUAUUCUUCCUGAUGUGUGGAGGCAGCACAGCCAGCACGAGGCUAACAUCAAGUUCAUGAGCAUAAAGCGACCUCGGCCCUGGCCAUCGGGCCGUUCCAAUGCAAUCCUAUCUGCUGCUUCUAAUGGAGUGAAUCUGUAAUGGGAAUCGGGUGCAGGCCUGGGGCGGAAGGGGCGGCGCUGAUAGCCUGGGGCACCAGCGGGGCCGUGUGCGUAGCCUUGGUUCGGAGCGAGGGCACAUGCUGCUCACGUGACAUUGCUCCAAAGCAUGUAUCAACGGAAUCUUGGGGAGGGGGGGUGCAGGGGGGAGGGUGUCCCUCCCCCCGCAGUGCCGAGGGCGGGGGCGGGGAUCGCCGAGCUGCAAGUUCGCAGCACAUUCGCGCGAGUUCGCAGGACUUCGGAACUGUGCAUGCUUUCACGCCCCAAUGAUAUCAAUGAAUACGUCUUCUCUUGAACUUUGCAAAAGCUUUCGUCUUAGCCGAUCGGCAAGCGCGCCUUCACAUUUUCUUGAGAAUGAGCUAUCAGAAAAGCCUGUGGGCGCUGCUAGUAAAUUGCGUUAUAGGUUAUUGCUCUGCGCAAUCUCGCGCCUGCCGAGAAAACGCAGUUAUUUGCUUCGUUCAUACGCUGCAUUCGCUCUUGCGCCCUGGGGAGAAGAUCACGUAUAGACAAAGCUAUAAGCAAUCCAUCAUGAUGAUUAGUUUAGAGUGAAUCACGCUGUAGCGCAAGCGCACAGGAUUGCGCCAUUUUUUCAACUUCAUGGGUAGAUAGCUGGGCUAAAGGAGGCGAGGAGCAUGGGGGUCAUUCGGGGAUAUCUCCUCGGGUGAGCGUGCGUGUCUCGUACGUUUUUGGGGCCCUGGCUUAGUCCACGGCUGUCGUCCCACAUGUAACCUCUAUCAGCUAAAAACUCGCAAGAGGUAGUCUUAUGACGCCGACCCACGGCUUAGGUGAGCAGCGCUAGCGUUUGCGGUGAGCCGGGCCUGGGGUUCCUCCCCUCUCCGGAGGCGAGGAGCAUGGGGGUCAUUCGGGGAUCUCUCCUCGGGUGAGCGUGCGUGUCUCGUACGUUUUUGGGGCCCUGGCUAGUCCACGGCUGUCGUCCCACAUGUAACCUCUAUCAGCU
Chlamydomonas reinhardtii is the source of this 5182-nucleotide messenger RNA. RefSeq lists its product as uncharacterized. Gene Ontology annotation, biological process: regulation of mitochondrial mRNA stability; mitochondrial RNA processing; chloroplast rRNA processing. Gene Ontology annotation, molecular function: RNA binding. NCBI's taxonomy places the organism in Eukaryota, Viridiplantae, Chlorophyta, Chlorophyceae, Chlamydomonadales, Chlamydomonadaceae. Bases 173 to 3190 code for a protein of 1005 amino acids. The record is from RefSeq and is a predicted model, not a curated record. The transcript is spliced from 4 exons. Gene Ontology annotation, cellular component: ribonucleoprotein granule; mitochondrial matrix.